AUGCAGCACUACUGGCGAGCACACCUCUAUCAUACGAGCUUCUUGCUGGCUCAGCCGGUAUAUCUAGCUGUGCGAUAUUUCCUGGGCUAUGAACCGUUCAGCUCCACGCGCACCACUAACCUGACCAUUCACUCUCUCGUAUGGUUAUUCAUCGUGAACUGGAUUAGCAUACCAUUCUUUACCUCACCGUUGCUUCGAGUACCAUCGCCACGGGGUGAAAAGCUUCUGACCGGCCAUUUCAAGUGGUCUUCAAAACCACCAACCAAGAUCUUCGAGAAUUUCAUCAACGACUCGCCAAAUGACGGGCUCCUUGUCAUAUGGGGACCGCUAUAUCUCCUUAACGAAGUCAUCCCAACCCGGCCGGACACACUCAUGGAAAUGAUGAAUUCCCGAAAUUACGACUGGGAGAAGCCGCCGAUGACCAGGAAGUUCAUCAGCUCGAUCCUCGGCGAGGGUCUCACGAAUGUUGAAGGGGCCAAGCACAAAGCCAUGCGACGAGUUCUGGCACCUGCUUUCUCUGGCCGACAAGUACGGGAUCUGGCGCCUCUCUUUCUCACCAAAGGGUCCGCCCUGACGGACACGAUGGCCCGCCUUCUGACAGAAACGGAUGAUGGGGUAUUAGAGGUAACACGGCUAACAUCUCGGAUCAGCCUCGACAUUAUUGGUGCUGCGGGAGUAGGGAUGGACUUCAACACGAUCGAGCACGAGGAUUCAGUUCUGGCCAAGCUCUAUCAUGAGGUUAUGCAUCCGCCUGCGCAUUUCCUAGCCAUCGAUACCUUGUUCCCACGUUUCCUCACCAGGCCUCUGAUGGGCCGAGGAUUUGCGAGGAUCUUCGAAGCACAGUCAGAGCUGCGCGCGAAGGUCCGUGGGCUGCUCCAGGAGAAGAUGACACAGGAAAACAUAGGAGCAUCGGCGCAGCCCCGCAAAGACAUCAUGGCAGGCAUUAUGAGAUCAGGGGAUUUCUCGGAUGAUUACUUGAUGGGCCAGUUGCUCACCAUCCUCGCUGCAGGCCACGAUACCGGCGCCUCCGCCCUGUCCUGGGCUCUCUUAGUCCUCUCGCAGCACCCGCAGAUCCAAGAUAGGCUCCGAGCCGAGUGCGAGGCCCAACUAGCCCACAUCCCCAGCGAAGAAGUCACAGCCUCUCUCUUCGACGCCGAAACCACCCCAUUCCUGACAGCCGUCUGCGAAGAGACUCUACGCCUCUUCUGCCCGGUCCCAGUAACUCCCCGCCAGGCCGCCGUCACCACUACCCUCGGGGGCGUUACCAUUCCCAAAGGCACCCAAGCCACCAUCAGCCCCUGGGCCAUCAACCACAGCCACGCGCUCUGGGGUCCGGAUGCCCACAUCUUCAACCCUGCUCGCUGGCUCGCCGACAGUAGCCCCCGCGCGCCUGCCGACGGCGGCGCCACGAGUCCCCACGCCUUCAACACUUUCCUGCACGGCCCACGCAGCUGCAUAGGCCAGAGCUUUGCACGCCUCGAGCUCAAGUGCCUUUUGGCGGCGCUGGUGCUGCGCUUCAGCAUGGAGGUCGCUGAACCAGACCAGGAGGUCGAGAUCGGCGGCUUCAUCACCAUCAAGCCGGCGGACGGCUUGAAGCUGAGGCUGCGUGACCUCAAGGCUGAGUAG
Messenger RNA from Cyphellophora europaea CBS 101466, 1626 nucleotides. RefSeq lists its product as uncharacterized. The transcript is spliced from 2 exons. NCBI's taxonomy places the organism in Eukaryota, Fungi, Ascomycota, Eurotiomycetes, Chaetothyriales, Cyphellophoraceae. Gene Ontology annotation, molecular function: oxidoreductase activity, acting on paired donors, with incorporation or reduction of molecular oxygen; iron ion binding; monooxygenase activity. The record is from RefSeq and is a predicted model, not a curated record. Bases 1 to 1626 code for a protein of 541 amino acids.